AUGGGCACCUAUCUCUAUGGGCGCCUAUCUCUAUGGGCGCCUAUCUCUAUGGGCGCCUACCUCUAUGGGCGCCUAUCUCUAGAGGGGCGCCUGUCUCUAGGGGCGCCUAUCUCUAUGGGCGCCUAUCUCUAUGGGCGCCUAUCUCUAGGGGCGCCUAUCUCUAUGGGCGCCUAUCUCUAUGGGCGCCUCGCGCCUAUCUCUAGAGGCGCCUAUCUCUAUGGGCGCCCAUCUCUAGGGGCGCCUAUCUCUAUGGGCGCCUAUCUCUAG
Closterium sp. NIES-65 is the source of this 267-nucleotide messenger RNA. NCBI's taxonomy places the organism in Eukaryota, Viridiplantae, Streptophyta, Zygnematophyceae, Desmidiales, Closteriaceae. The record is from the annotation of a GenBank genome assembly.